This is a messenger RNA of Pelobates cultripes (western spadefoot toad), 387 nucleotides long. NCBI's taxonomy places the organism in Eukaryota, Metazoa, Chordata, Amphibia, Anura, Pelobatidae. The record is from the annotation of a GenBank genome assembly.
AUGACUGCGCUGUUGAGCUCAGAGAUAAGAGGUAAGGUCCUUACCUUGCCAUCACUGAGUCACAAAUUUGACUCCAUUCAAACAGCCAGCAGUGACCUAGGUCCCAAACCUAUAGUUCCUCCUAAGGCUCCAUCUGGAAAAUCCAUGAUAACUUCAGCCAGUGACUUCCAGAAAAUCCUGUCUGCUGCAAGGGGCCGGACUGAUAAGGGACGUGAGGAGCACAAGAUGGCAGGACAGGCCUCAAGAGGUGAGAAGGAUAUGCUUGUUCUGGUAGCAGAGGCAAAAAAGGAUGAGGCAGAAUUCGAGAGGAUGAGAAAGGUGCAGAAGGAGAUAGUUGAGAAGCAGCGGCGCCAUAUAAUGGAGAGAACUUCUCAAGUGAAGAAAUAA